Molecule: messenger RNA, 1716 nt
Organism: Bufo bufo (common toad)
Lineage: Eukaryota; Metazoa; Chordata; Amphibia; Anura; Bufonidae
Product: AP-3 complex subunit sigma-2
Exons: 6
Coding region: 111-692 (193 amino acids)
Biological process (GO): Golgi to vacuole transport; intracellular protein transport
Cellular component (GO): intracellular membrane-bounded organelle; membrane coat; AP-3 adaptor complex
Source: RefSeq, a predicted model, not a curated record
CACGUGACCGGAAGUAGCUCCGCUGGGGAGGGGGCUGUAUUGAGUGGGACCGGAUGUUGUUUCCGGGCUAGGAGCAGCAGGGAUUCGGGAGUGAGAGCCGCGGUGUCAGGAUGAUAAAAGCCAUUCUGGUGUUCAAUAAUCAUGGGAAGCCGCGCUUCAUGCGCUUCUACCAGCACUUUCCGGAAGACAUGCAGCAGCAGAUAGUGAGGGAGACCUUCCACCUGGUGUCCAAGAGGGAUGACAAUGUCUGCAACUUCCUGGAGGGAGGAAGUUUAAUCGGCGGAUCUGACUAUAAACUGAUCUAUCGCCAUUAUGCCACCCUUUACUUUGUGUUCUGUGUGGAUUCCUCGGAGAGUGAGCUGGGAAUUCUUGAUCUCAUCCAGGUUUUUGUUGAAACUUUGGAUAAAUGCUUUGAAAAUGUUUGUGAACUUGACCUGAUAUUUAAUGUGGAGAAGGUACAUUAUAUUUUGCAUGAAAUGGUGAUGGGCGGGAUGGUUCUGGAGACAAAUAUGAAUGAAGUUGUUGCUCAAGUAGAAGCUCAGAACAAACUUGAGAAAUCUGAGACUGGAUUUUCUGCAGCUCCAGCCAGAGCAGUUUCUGCAGUGAAGAGUAUGAACUUACCAGAACUACCACGACAUAUAAAUAUUGGAGACCUCAACAUCAAGGUCCCUAACCUUUCUCACUUGGUAUAAUAAAGGCUGGGUUCAAGUUGUACUGGUACUUGCCUGCAUCUCCAGAUUAAACUCCGGACUGUUUCAUUAUUAUUUACAUUUGGGGAAUUAAUUGUAGGCAUGUUAUAGAAUAAGAAAAACCAUAAUCAGGUAUAUAUAACACUUGUAGGUAGACUGUUUUAUGCUUAAACUAACAGUUUGGCGAACUGCACAACAAUAGCAAAUGAUGAAUGUAGAAAGGAAGUGUUAGUGGCAACUUUCAUAAGAAACGAAAUAAAUGAUGUACUUGCACAUUCUGUGACACUGUGUUUGCCAUUUGACACAGGUGGCAAUGGUAUCUCCCAACAUUAUGAAUCUGAGAGCCAUUCCCAACUUAAUUUAGGGAAUAAUCUCUUGGCCAUUAAAUCAGAAGCAUGGAUAAAUGCUCAUGGUUUGAUACCUGCAUAGUAGAUGGGACUGCAAAAUAAAGUUCACCCUUUAGUAACAAUGUAAGCUCUGUUCACAACCAUCCCAAAAGCUUUUAGAUUCCGUAUAUUUGUGACCAUAACUUUGCAGAACAGAUGUAGACCCAUUCAUUUCAAUGGGGACGCAAAAGAUGCGGACCGCACACGGUGUACAUAUUCCGUUAUGUGGCCCCCAAAAAAGAUAUAUUCUUGUCCGCAAUUGCAUUUCUAUCCUAGGGCCGGUCGUUCUGUUCCGCAAAAUGCGGAAUGCACACAGCCACUAUCCGUGUUUUGCAGACCGCAAAAUGACCCCUAAAGCAAAUAAUUGUUUGCUUAUAUAGCUAUCUCCACCUAUUAUUGCUAAACUGAUCUUCUUAGGAAAUGAAUAAAAAGGGAAUGUAACCUUAUCUGGUGAUUUAAGUUACACAUUUGUAUGUUUUAUUUAUAUAUACUGUUAUUGAAACACUGACAUUUGUUAGGCUAGAAAAUAUUCUUAUAAUGAUUAUAGUAAAAUCUGUUUUCCAUCUGUGGAUGUUUAGUAUUUUAUGUUAAUAAAUGACCUGUAGAAUGUUAAAAUUAAAAGCAAGUAUGCUAUUAAAUGU